AGAGAGAGCAUUCAAUCUGCUCCACCGACACGCCCAUCAACCCCAGCGAGACGCUCCGCAAACACUAUGGAUCUUGUGCGGCGGAUUUCGCGUGAAUUGGACUAGAAGAGCAGACCCUUUUUGCGCAUUACAAAACUGAUGGCGCCUGGAGAAAAAUGGCUCUUCUGAGAAAGCUAAACAGGAUCCUCCUGGGGCUGCUGAUCUUCAUGGUGUACAUCAUCCUGUACAGCAGGAUGUACAGAGCACCGUCACCUCCGAGCCACACAGAUGUCAGGGCGGAGCCUGGUGUUGUGGGCGGAGCUGCGGGUGGGGCUGUGGGCGGGGCUAAGGGCGGGGCAGCGGAGGAGGAGGUGUCGGAGGUGGAGGCAGGGGACAUCCUGGUCGUGAUCUGCGCGGCAGAGGAGCGCAUGGGCGGUGCCAUGGCAACCGUUAACAGCGUGCGCAGCAACACGGAGGCCAGCGUGUUCUUCUACAUCGUCACCCUGCACGACAACGUCGCGUACGUGAGGCAGUACAUACAGAAGUCUGAGCUGAAAGACAUCAGGUUUAAGAUCCUGGAGUUCAACCCCACGGUUUUGAAAGGAAAAGUGAGACCCGACUCCUCCAGACCUGAGCUUCUGCACCCACUCAACUUUGUUCGCUUCUACCUGCCGCUGCUGGUCAAACACAGGAGAGCCAUCUACUUAGACGAUGAUGUCAUCGUGCAAGGGGAUAUCCAGGAGCUGUACAACACCAAGCUGAAGCCGGGACAUGCGGCUGCAUUCGCCAGCGACUGUGACCUGCCGUCUGAGGUGGUGCGCACCAUGGGCAUGCAGACGACGUACAUGGGGUUCCUGGACUACAGGAAGCUGGAGGUCCGGGAGUUGGGGAUCAACCCCAGCGACUGCUCCUUCAACCCCGGAGUCUUCGUCGCCGACAUGGAGAUGUGGAAGCGCCAGAAGAUCACCAAGCAGCUGGAGACGUGGAUGCAGCAGAACUACAAGAACAACCUGUACAGCAGCGCCAUGUCUGGGGGCGUGGCCACGCCGCCCAUGCUGAUCGUCUUCCACGGAAAAUACACCGCCCUCGACCCCAUGUGGCACGUCGGCCAUCUUGGCUGGAGCCCGGACACCCAGUACUCGGACGCCUCUCUCCACGAGGCCCAGCUGCUGCACUGGAGCGGCCGGUUCAAACCCUGGGACUACCCCUGCGUGCACAUGGAGCUGUGGGAGAAGUGGUACAUCCCAGACCCCUCCAGGAGGUUCUCGUUGGUACGGCCCAACAGCUGAAUGAGAGACAGAGGGGGAGAGACAGAGGGGGAAGAGGUCCCACCAAAGCCACACUGCACUUUGCGUCACUCGUACUCUGGACAGAAGAGCUGCGUGAGUUUACAGUAACCCCCACCCCCACCCCCCCGUUCCCCGUGGCGAGGCCCCACAGCUCACAGGGAAUAGGGCGUCAAUGUCUUCACAUCGGACAAAACUGAAGGCCGGAUUUCUCCAAAAACCAACCCAAAUGCCCCCCACUCCCCUCCAUCCUGAAACAUCCAGACAUUGCACCUGGUUGUAGAGGCUGAACACUUUCAUGAAAACCACACAACAAAUAAAGACCUCUGUGACAAGAUGGACUAGAUUUUGGGGGGGGGGGCGUUUUCAGGUACAAACCAUGUUCAGCACGAACACAACUUAAGCAUUUCCGGAAUGCACAAAACAAAAGGUUUAAGGCCAUAUAUAGAUGGAGAAAUUACUAGGAGGCUAACACCAAAAUAAAGUGUUGUUGCGACAUC
Anguilla anguilla (European eel) is the source of this 1765-nucleotide messenger RNA. RefSeq names its product glycosyltransferase 8 domain containing 2 (gene glt8d2). The record is from RefSeq and is a predicted model, not a curated record. The transcript is spliced from 10 exons. Gene Ontology annotation, molecular function: glycosyltransferase activity. Lineage: Eukaryota; Metazoa; Chordata; Actinopteri; Anguilliformes; Anguillidae. Gene Ontology annotation, cellular component: Golgi apparatus. The coding region runs from base 156 to 1268 and encodes 370 amino acids.